This is a messenger RNA of Westerdykella ornata, 830 nucleotides long. RefSeq lists its product as uncharacterized. NCBI's taxonomy places the organism in Eukaryota, Fungi, Ascomycota, Dothideomycetes, Pleosporales, Sporormiaceae. The annotation marks the transcript as partial. The record is from RefSeq and is a predicted model, not a curated record. The transcript has a single exon.
CCCACGGCGCCCAUAGAAGCCCACUUCAGUCUUCCCUCCCCCUUACUCAACCGGGACCGAAUACACACACAACCGCAACCACUACCUCAAGACCAGAUUUUAUCCAGACUCCUUCUAUCUCAGACUCAGGUCAAUCCCAUCAAAAUGCUUCGAGCAACCAUCAAGUCGGCUGGGACCCGCGUCACGGCUGUCACGACGCGUCCCAAGUCGAGUGCUCCUGUUCUGAAGACUCCAAUCUGCACAUCUGUCAUCGAUCCUCCUCUUCUAAUCCCAGGCUACGACUUCCUUGGCAACCGUCUCGAGGACGACGACGAGGUUACGAAGGUCGCCAGUGACAAGAAGGUUGAGCAGUCCGAGGCCGGCAAAGUCAAAGUCCACCACCCGGCUUGGUUCUCCAUCUUGCCGAAGGGUCUGUUGCCGCAGGAGGGUACGACCUACUACGAGAUGUACAUGACCACCAACAAGUCCGUUAAUGUCGUCGCGAAGAAGACCCACGUCAAGCUGGGAUUCCUGCAGCGUGUCCUCUAUGGCGUUCCUGAGGAUGUAUUGGCUCAGGCUGCGGCCGAGUCGGUAAAGGACUCCAUCACUAAGUCAAACGGCAAGGCAACUCUCUGGCACAAGAUCCUCCAUGGAGUCCAAGAUGAGGCAGUCGUCAAGAAGACGGAACUCUGGUCGCAAUGGACGGCAAAACGGAUGGGGAGAAGUCAGACAAGUGCUAAGGAGUCACCGCCAAGGAGAUGCAAACUGUGGUUCACCGUGCCGUUGAGAUGAGAUAGCGCGAAUCAUGGAGACCAACUGAUAGGGUUGGCGAUGUACGAUAUGCUGAGCAG